Ceutorhynchus assimilis (cabbage seed weevil) is the source of this 1280-nucleotide messenger RNA. Lineage: Eukaryota; Metazoa; Arthropoda; Insecta; Coleoptera; Curculionidae. The record is from the annotation of a GenBank genome assembly.
AAACAAAAACAUUUAUUUAUUGUUUUCCAGUGUUUUUAUCAAACAAAAUUAUCUCUGUUUUUUGUCCAUUUUUCCAUCCUAAUUUAUCAAUAUUCGUUAUGGUUGGAUUGUAAAUUUUUCCAUAAGUGUUUUUUCCAUUGAAAUCUUUAAAAAUUCAUAAUGCAGAACGUGAUAAAUAGCGUUAAAGGCACUGCCCUUGCUGUUGGCGAAUACCUGACCCCUGUAUUAAAGGAAUCUAAAUUCCGCGAGACAGGGGUGUUAACACCUGAAGAAUUCGUCGCUGCAGGUGACCACUUGGUGCACCACUGCCCCACCUGGCAGUGGGGCUGUGGAGACGACUCCAAAGCCAAACCUUACUUGCCCAAAGACAAGCAGUUUUUGAUUACCAGGCAUGUGCCUUGUUCUAGAAGAUGUGAACAAAUGGAAUACUCUGAAGAACUAGAAAAAGUAAUUGUGUCCGAUGACGCAGACAACGGUUGGGUGGACACUCAUCACUACGACAAAGAACACACCAAUGAUAAAACCUCCGAAAUGACUUUGGAAAGGGAAGAAAGCAUGGAAGAAGCAGCAUCCAAAGUCAAAAACGAUUUGUUCGAUGAUGAAGAAGAGGAAGAUGAUGAUGAUGGAGACUUUUUAGAUAUGGAAGCUUUCGAAGAGAAUGGAUUGUUUGAUGAUGAAGAUUGUGUCUCAGCAGCCCAACUAAAGGCAGAAGCAGGUAAAAGCACUGAGGAGGGUGGAGAAAUCGUUAUGACGCGCACCUACGAUCUGCACAUCACUUAUGAUAAAUAUUAUCAAACGCCCCGUUUAUGGAUAAUCGGAUAUAAUGAGAAACGUCAAUUUUUAACCAACAAAGAACUAUUCCAAGACAUUAACAAGGAUUACGCAAUGAAAACUGUUACGCUCGAGACUCAUCCUCACAUCAGUUUGCCCAGAGUAGCUUCAGUGCAUCCUUGCAGGCACGCAGAAGUAAUGAAAAGCAUUAUCGAAACAGUCACCGAAGGAGGAGGUGAACUUGGAGUACAUAUGUACAUAAUAAUUUUUCUCAAGUUUAUGCAAUCUAUUAUACCGACUAUCGAAUAUGAUUAUACUAAAAAUUUUACCAUGUAAAGCUGCAAUAAUGCAUUUUUUUCUGGUCAUAUUUUGUUGUUUUGUGCUAUAUUAUUGUUUAAUGGAGGAACUUUACAACUAUUUCCUCAGCAUAUUAUUAAUUGUUAUUUUAUAUUUUGGCUUUUAGUAGGAAUGUAUAUUUUAUUAAAUAAAAUUUUUCGUCUACAAAGCAA